GAUGAGAAUAGUGUUAAUGUGUGUAGCACUUGCACCCAUGUGCUGCCAUUGUACUGCUGGUGUGUUGUACAUAUGAUCCUAUUCAUAGUGUAUGGUGUUGGGGCGCAGUUGACAUUGGUAUUCUCUUGUGCCAUUCAGAGGAAAAUGCUGGUAUAUAGUGCAAGAUCUUUUUGCUGGCUCAGGCCUUAGAA
This is a messenger RNA of Geodia barretti, 191 nucleotides long. The record is from the annotation of a GenBank genome assembly. Lineage: Eukaryota; Metazoa; Porifera; Demospongiae; Tetractinellida; Geodiidae.